UGCAUCCGCUUCCUGUUUGAAUCAUUCCCACCGUUCUUGAUGCUGCAAGUGCAAGAAAGCCACUUUUAAUGUGAAACACUGCCUCAAUCAUAUUUCUCUAUCCGUAAAUCUUAUCAUUCAACAGAUUUCCUUGAGCUGUUAACCGGUACUACUCACAAGCAGAAAUGGUUAAUUCUCCGAUGCUAUUCCUUUUUCUCUGCACUAUCUCUUUCCUCUCAGGCGUUUCCUUAGCUGACCCACCAUAUCAAAAUUGUUCAACAAGCAGUAACUACACCAAAGGAAGCUCCUUUCAGAACAACCUUAACAACAUCCUGGGUUCUCUGUCUUCCAAUGCUUCAAUCUCCAAAUCUUACAAUGUCUCAUAUGGAAGCGAUCCAGACAGAGUGCAUGCCUUCUUCAUGUGCCUAGAUUAUGUUUCAAAUCAAACAUGCCAAGAUUGCAUAGCCUCGGCAGCACAAGACAUUCUUAAACACUGUCCCAAAGCAGAAGAAGCAAUUGUUUGGGAAGAGCAAUGCCAGCUCCGAUAUUCCAACAAGGACUUCCUCGGCAAAGUGGAUGUCACAGGAAAAAUGGGGUUUGAUAAUAAGCUGGAUAUUUCAGAACCAGAGAAGUUUGAGCCUGUGGUGAAUGGGUUGUUGCAUAGUCUUACUGACAAGGUAUCUUUCAAUGUUUCUGCUAAUUUGUAUGCUAUUGGAGAGGCACCCUUUGAAGAGAAAACAAUAUAUGGAUUAGUUCAGUGCACCAGAGAUUUAUCAGCUAGUGAUUGUAAUGUAUGCCUUAAAAGUGCGAUUAGUCAUCUACCUAUUUGUUGCUAUUCCUCAAUCGGAGCUAGAGUUCUAAGUCGUAGUUGCUACUUGAGAUUUGAGCUAUACGAAUUUUACAAUGGUGCACUUGAUCCGAAUGAUUCAUCAACAAAAACUAGCAAAAGUACAACAAGCAAGGCAGGGAUGAUUGCUGGAAUUAUAGCAGCCACUGGCUUGGGAAUAGUGAUUUUCAGUUGCUGCCUUUACUUCUUUACAAAGAAGAGAACUCAGAAAAGUAAGGGUGGAGUAGACCGUCAUGUGAUCGAUCUUCAUAGCUUUGGGGAGAAAGGUCAAUCAGUGUUCCAAAAUCACCAGAAUUUUCUUGGAAGAAAUGACAAAAUAUCUGAGGAUUUGCCUUAUUUUGAUCUUGAAACUCUGUGUGCUGCUACCAAAAACUUUUCCGAUUCAAAUAAGCUUGGUCAAGGCGGCUUUGGCUCCGUUUACAAGGGCGUAUUAAGUGAUGGCCAGGAAGUAGCAAUCAAGAGGCUUUCAACAGGGUCUGAACAGGGCUCAGAUGAAUUCAUAAACGAGGUUCUGCUGAUACUGAAACUUCAACACAAGAAUUUAGUGAGGCUUCUAGGAUUUUGUUUAGAUGGAGAAGAAAUGCUUCUUGUUUAUGAAUUUUUGCCUAAUGGCAGCCUUGAUGCUGUCCUUUUCAAUACAAGGCAACAAGCACAACUAAGCUGGAUUAAACGUGUUGAUAUAAUAUGUGGAAUAGCAAGAGGGAUUCUCUAUCUUCAUGAAGAUUCUCGACUAAAGAUAAUUCAUAGAGAUUUAAAGGCAAGUAAUAUAUUGUUGGACCAUGACAUGAACCCAAAAAUUUCAGACUUUGGAAUGGCAAGAAUAUUUGCUGGAGCUGAAGGUGAAGCUAAUACAGCUACCAUUGUUGGUACAUAUGGAUACAUGGCUCCAGAAUAUGCUAUGGAAGGAUUAUAUUCUAUAAAAUCAGACGUAUUUGGUUUUGGAGUGUUAUUGCUUGAAAUUAUUACUGGGAGACGCAACGCAGGUUUCUAUUACUCUAAAUUUGCUCCUAGCCUUCUGGCAUAUGCAUGGCACCUGUGGAAUGAGGGAAAUGCACUGGACUUGAUGGAUCCUCUACUAGCUGAUUCAUGCCCUGAAGAUCAGUUUCUAAAAUACAUGCAUGUUGGAUUACUAUGUGUUCAAGCAGAUGCAUAUAACAGACCAACCAUGUCUUCUGUUGUUUUAAUGUUGAAAAGUCAAUCACCAACUCUUGGUCAGCCCCAAAGGCCACCCUUCUGUGUGGGAAAAAUCAUUAGUAAUGAUCAUAAUGUGCCAGAAAAUGAACGUUGCUCAGUCAAUAACUUAGCAGCUUCUGAUACACUUCCCCAUUAUACAUUUUUUCUGUUUUUUUGGAUAAAAAUGUAUGGAUUUUCAGCCAUGUUUUUCUUCGUCAUUCCCAUCUUAUGUUUUCACCUCGUCUCUGGUUCAGACCCCCUCUUCACUUGGUGUCCACCCGAAUUCCCAGAUUACACACUAGACUCUACAUUUCAUAACAACCUCAAGCUUCUUCUAGAGUCACUUUCUUCCAACAUUUCAGUUUCAGGUUUCUAUAACACAUCCAUUGGAGAAGACCCUGUUAAGGUCUAUGGACUGGCACUAUGCAGGGGAGACAUAAACUUAAACUCCGCAAUCUGUAAGGACUGUGUUGAGAAAGCAAGCCAAGAUAUACUCAACAAUUGCAGAAGUCAAGAUGCUAUGAUAUGGUAUGAGCUUUGUCAAGUAAGAUACUCCUUUCAGAUGUUCUUUUCAAGGAUGGUUUAUACUGGGAAGUAUCCGGAUGAAAAUAAUCAAGCAAAGAACGUGUCGGAUCCUGUUCGAUUCAGCCAGGUUCUGAUGUACUUAAUGAAUAACCUGUCCCGUGGGGCUGCAUCGGUUUCUUCCAAGAAUAUGUUUGCUUCUGGGGAAAUUGAAUUUUCCCAGAAAAUUACAAUUUACGGCCAAGUACAAUGCACAAGAGACAUCUCUGAAACAUUAUGCUAUAACUGCUUGAUUUCUGCACUAGGAGACCUUGGAGCUUGUUGCUCAUCCCGCGAAGGUGGGAUAGUUCUUAGUCGAACAUGCAAUGUGAGGUUUGAAUUGUCUCAGUUCUUCAAUACUUCUUCUCAGUACCUCUUGGUUUACCCAACUUCUAAAGGAGGGAAAUGGAAAACAUGGAUGCUUGUACUGAUUAUAUGUGCAUCAGUGUUCAUAUUAGCAGUUUUUAUUGGUUUCUGCACUGCCUAUUUCCAUAAAAGACAAGAGGAAGACAGAGAUGAUGGAAAAAGCGAAAUGAUGCUACUGCAACAAUUAGCGGCCCCCAAGAGUGUAACAAUUACACAAGAUGGAGAAUUAAUUAGCUCUGAAGAACUUGUGUUCAUGACUUUAGCAACAAUUAAGGUUGCCACUGAUGACUUUUCUGAAUCAAACAAGUUAGGACAAGGAGGUUUUGGUGCUGUAUACAAGGGUGUCCUUGCAGAUGGAAAUGAAGUAGCAGUUAAAAGGUUAUCGAGGAAGUCUUGGCAAGGCACAGAGGAAUUCAAAAAUGAGGUAAUUCUGAUUGCAAAACUCCAGCAUAAGAAUCUGGUGAAGCUGUUGGGAUGCGGCUUGGAAGGAGAAGAGAAGUUUCUCAUAUAUGAAUACAUGUCCAAUCAAAGCCUUGACAAAUUUAUCUUUGAAUCAGAAAAACGUUCACAUCUUGAUUGGAACACAUGCUAUGGGAUUAUCAUGGGCAUAGCUAGAGGAUUACUUUAUCUUCAUGAAGAGUCAAGACUUAGAAUCAUUCAUAGAGACUUGAAACCAAAUAAUGUAUUGCUUGACCAUGAUAUGGUUGCAAAGAUUUCAGAUUUUGGGAUGGCAAGAAUUUUCUGUGAAAAUCAAAGUGCUGCCAAUACCAAAAGAGUUGUGGGAACAUAUGGAUAUAUGGCUCCUGAAUAUAUUUUAUAUGGACAAUUUUCUGAAAAAUCUAAUGUAUUUAGUUUUGGAGUUAUAAUUUUGGAACUGCUUAGUGGCAAGAGGAAUGCCAAAUCCCUUGAAUCAUACCUCUUAACCAAUGUGUGGAAGCUGUGGAAUGACGGAACACCGUUACAAGUGUUGGACACUUUUCUAAUGGAAUCUUGUUCUCAAACUGAAGCAGUAAAAUGCAUUCAAAUUGGAUUAUUGUGCGUGCAACAAAAUCCAGAUGAGAGGCCAACAAUGGCUCAAAUUGUUUCAUAUCUUAGUAAUCUUUCCAUUGAAUUACCACCUCCAAGAGAUCCCGCUUUCUUUAUGCAUUCAAAUGCAACUAUGGCAGCAGAAUUCAGUUGGGAUCAAACUCAUCAGUGUUCAACUUCUAAAUCAGCAGGUUCGAAUGAAACGUCUCAGCUCUUGAGUCGAUAAAAUGAUGAGGUCUUUUCCACAUGUAUACAUGUACAUGUCAUGAGAUGUAUUAACUUUCAUUUUGCGUAUUGAUGGUAAAUAAUGUAUGCCUUUUGAUGUUUCUGUACGUACUUCCAUCAAAUUCCUCUAUUAAUUUAAGCAAAAUAUUUUGUAUUGCUAACUAA
Molecule: messenger RNA, 4342 nt
Organism: Prosopis cineraria
Lineage: Eukaryota; Viridiplantae; Streptophyta; Magnoliopsida; Fabales; Fabaceae
Exons: 14
Coding region: 165-4178 (1337 amino acids)
Biological process (GO): protein phosphorylation
Molecular function (GO): protein kinase activity; ATP binding
Source: RefSeq, a predicted model, not a curated record